CAAGUGUCGCAGCAAACCAACGGGCCGUGCGCAGCAGGCGAAAAAUAGGUCUGUACCACAGCCAGGAGCGGCAGAAGGGCCAGACACCUUCCGCCAACUUCCCGUUUGCCCAUCUCUUGCCUCGAUCGCCUUCGACCUGCCUCGACCCGCCUCGAUCUUCUUCGACCUGCCUCGACCCGCCUCCUUCGAAAGCAGCACGCCAUGUCCUCGUUCCGGGAGUAUCAGCCCAAGAUCGUCGACGGAAAAUAUGAGAACAUCUGGACCCAUGCCAGCGACGGCAACAUCGAGGCCAUCGAGAAAGAGCUCGCCACCGGCAUUGAUGUCAACGUCGGCGACCAAUUUGGAUACACGAUGGUCCAUGCCGCCGCUUCAUAUGCACAGAUCGAGCUGCUCAAUCUGCUGAUCAAAAAGUACGGCGCCGAAGUCAACGUCUGCGAUCGGGAAGGCGAUACCCCGCUGCACUACACCGAGACCGUCGAGGUUGCCAAGAUCCUGAUUGAAAACGGAGCCGACCCUACCAUCCCUAACGAUAAGGGUCAUCUGGCGAUCGACAAGGCCGACCAUGAGGAGCUGGGGGAGUUGGUCGAGUAUCUCAGACAAUUCACUCCGGAUCACGAGAUCCAGCCCGAGCUUUCCGUCGGCAUCAUCGAUCCAGUGACCUCCGAAUUCAUCCAUGUGAAGGACCUCGAAGGCGAGCUGCAGGAGCAGGUCCUCGAUAUGUAUCUGGAGAGCAUCAUCCGCUCCAAGAUUGUCGAAGACGACUACGACUGCUAGGCUCCUUGACAGCCGAGCGGAUUGAAGCAGAUGUACAGCUUGGUGGUGGUGCCGAGGAGUCAAGCCUGGCAGCCAACCGAGCUAUUCGUUCUUGUGCUGUUAAUUCAGAAGAAACAGAUCCAUUACAUGCGAUGGCCCUUUGCAGCGAAUGGGCUUACUGCUGUUGCUGAAGGACACACCUUUGGUCUCCCCAGGACCGGAUGCCCCCUGUUCCGCACAAACUAUCAAUACACCUGAGGGAACCUUCGGUGUGCUUUGUGGAUGCUGGUUUGGAAUCAGCGCCACACACCGCCACACACCGCCACUGGUUGCCAAUUUUGUCGAAAUGAAA
This is a messenger RNA of Polychytrium aggregatum, 1105 nucleotides long. RefSeq names its product ankyrin repeat-containing domain protein. The record is from RefSeq and is a predicted model, not a curated record. Gene Ontology annotation, molecular function: protein binding. NCBI's taxonomy places the organism in Eukaryota, Fungi, Chytridiomycota, Chytridiomycetes, Polychytriales. Bases 202 to 774 code for a protein of 190 amino acids. The transcript is spliced from 4 exons.